GUCCGUGAGACCAGAGGACUCUCGAGCUCACGAUGGCGUUCCGGCUGCUCGCGCGGAGAGUUUCUCGCAUCUCCGUGAAGGAUGUGCGCGUCCUCGUUCUCCCCAGCAGCAGCUCCAGCAGGUCCUCGUUCUCCUCCUGUUUUCGUGCCGCACCGCCUCUCCUCUCACGCUCGAUCCCGCGACUCCCGUACAUCACCAGCAGAAGUGUGUCGUUUAACGUGCAGGAUCACGACGACUUUACAGAGAGGGUGAUCAACAGCGAGCUGCCCGUGCUCAUCGACUUCCACGCUCAAUGGUGUGGUCCCUGUAAAAUCCUCGGCCCGCGGCUGGAAAAGGCCAUCGCCAAACAGAAGGGUCGAGUCACCAUGGCCAAAGUGGACAUCGAUGAACACACAGACCUCGCCAUCGAGUAUGGGGUGUCAGCGGUCCCCACGGUGAUUGCCAUGCGGGGCGGUGAUGUCAUCGACCAGUUUGUGGGCAUCAAAGAUGAAGACCAGUUGGAUACUUUUGUGGAGAAGCUGAUUGGCCAGUGAAGCUGUCAGUCUCCGCCCGCCCGCAGCCCCGCCCACCUGCCACUCAAACUCCAUCACACGCAAUGACAGACACGGAAAAUCUUCAUCCAGGAACGGCUGCACUUCAUUAUAUCUGUGUGUGUGUGUGUGUGUGUGUGUGUGUGUGUGUGUGUGUGUGUGUGUGUGUGUGUGUGUGUUUGUUUGUGUUUGUUUGUUUAGAGCAGGGGUGUCCAAUCUCAGACCUGGAGGGCCGGUGUCCUGCAAAGUUUAGUUCCAACCCCAAUCAGACACACCUUGGCUAGCUAAUCAAGCUCUUACUAGGCUUUCUAGAAACAUCCUUGCAGGUGUGUUGAGGCAAGUUGAAGCUAAAAUCUUCAGGACACCGGCCCUCUAGGACUGAGUUUGGACACCUGAAGCAGAUGUUUACCACAGAACAGAUGUAGUAAAUGUUCAUCCGGUCCACAAGAGGGCGACUUUUCUCUGUUUUACACCUGAAUGCCUACUAAUGUGAAAGAGUGUGUUUGUUUCGCUUUUUCUUUCUUUUCUCUUUUCUUUUUUUCUUUUUUUUUUUAGUCUGACUGUGAAUUCGAGCUGGAUGCAUGGGAUUGAUAAACUGUAAUAUAUCAAAACUAGACAACUUGAGCUAUAAAUAAAGCAACUGUAUGAUAUUUAACUCACA
Messenger RNA from Danio rerio (zebrafish), 1191 nucleotides. RefSeq names its product thioredoxin 2 (gene txn2). The record is from RefSeq and is marked provisional. Gene Ontology annotation, cellular component: cytoplasm. Lineage: Eukaryota; Metazoa; Chordata; Actinopteri; Cypriniformes; Danionidae. Gene Ontology annotation, biological process: cell redox homeostasis. Gene Ontology annotation, molecular function: protein-disulfide reductase activity.